Amyelois transitella is the source of this 783-nucleotide messenger RNA. Its product is annotated as ATP synthase subunit b, mitochondrial-like. The record is from RefSeq and is a predicted model, not a curated record. NCBI's taxonomy places the organism in Eukaryota, Metazoa, Arthropoda, Insecta, Lepidoptera, Pyralidae. Gene Ontology annotation, molecular function: proton transmembrane transporter activity. Bases 1 to 783 code for a protein of 260 amino acids. Gene Ontology annotation, biological process: proton motive force-driven ATP synthesis. The transcript has a single exon.
AUGUUUGCGCACCAAUUAAUAGGUUCGUUAGCCCGCCCGCCGGCACGAACACUGUAUGUACCAACAGCAAUCUACGCCAAACACUCUCCUGUGUGCCCUGUAGGCAAAGGUGGGUCCAAAGGAAGCCCCUCGGCAGGGGGUUCCAAAGGAGGGGGAUUAAAACGACGUCUCACAUCGGGUAAAGUACGUUUAGCAUUCAUCCCCGAAGAAUGGUUCCAAUUUUUUCAUUCGAAGACUGGAGUUUCUGGGCCGUAUGUUUUUGGCUUGGCUGUUGCUAAUUAUUGCCUUAGCAAGGAAAUUUAUGUCAUGGAGCAUGAGUAUUACCUCGGUUUAUCUAUAUUUAUAGUUAUAGCUCUAGUACAUAAAAAUUUAGGGCCAGCCAUAGCAGCCACUUUGGACAAAGAAGUCGACGAUAGAGUAAAUGAGCUGGAAAGCGGUAGAAAACUCGAAAAGGAUUAUCAUGAACAAACAAUUAAAUCUGCAAAAGAUGCCCAAUGGAGAGCAGAAGGGCAAAAGCUUCUGAUGGAUGCUAAGAAGGAAAACAUUGCGAUGCAAUUAGAAGCUAUUUAUAGGGAGAGAAUGAUGCACGUUUAUAAAAUGGUAAGAGGGCGUAUGGACUAUCAUUUAAAGAGAUACCAAUCGGAAGCCCGAAUACAUCAAAAAUGGAUGAUUGGGUGGAUACUAGAAAAUGUACAAAAGUCUAUAACACCAGAGUUUGAGAAACAGGCUUUAGAUAGAGCUAUUCAAGAUUUAGCUACCGCAGCGAGCCAGGCUAAUAAAUAG